Messenger RNA from Vigna radiata var. radiata (mung bean), 1283 nucleotides. RefSeq lists its product as uncharacterized. The coding region runs from base 694 to 1128 and encodes 144 amino acids. The record is from RefSeq and is a predicted model, not a curated record. The transcript is spliced from 2 exons. Lineage: Eukaryota; Viridiplantae; Streptophyta; Magnoliopsida; Fabales; Fabaceae.
AAUCUCAAAACUAAAAUAACAAAAAGAAAACAAACCCAAUAAGAGAAAGGGGUGCAGAAAUUAAAAACCAGGCGUGCUGAGCGAAAAUGUUUGGCCCAUGAUCAUAGGAGUGCAGCAGAUGAAAUCUGGGGUGACAUGUGGGAGAUGUUGGUCCAAGGCCCCUUUGUUUGCAGAAGAAGUGCGAACAGAGAAAACAGGGGGUACAGAGAUAAAUCAGGAGUGCGGCAGUGAAAUUGGAGGGUGCAUGCAGUAACUGCUGGUAUGAGUCCUGAUUCUUUUUUAGAAGUGCAGUGGGGUGUGAAAAUGAAACAGGAUGCUGCAGGAAAAAGAUUUUUAGACAGAAGGGGCUUAAGCCCAAGUAGAAGGUGGUGUAAAAUAUCAACAAAGGGUAGUGUAGAAGAAAAAGCUUUUAUUUUGAUGGACUCCAAAAGGGGCAUGGUGUGGUGAAAAGGGAAGAUAGGGGUGUAAACGGAGAAUGUUUUUUUUAUAUUUUUAUUAUUAUUAUUUUUUUUUAAAUUGGUUCAGAAGCAAAGAGGGGUUCUUCCCCUUUAUCUCAUUCUUUCGGCAGAUCAAGAGACACUUAAAGUCUCUCUUCCAAACGUGGCCAAGGGAGGGUUUUGCCUCUCCGCCUGCCUGCUGCCACCAACGGCUCCAACCACACUCCGAAUGGCCACCACGAACCGAUAGCCCGCCAUGUUCACGGCGUCACAGGAGCUGCAUCCUGUCACCACAAGUUGCAUCCUAAGGCGUCGAGAGCCCCAUCGCUUCCUACCGAAACCAUCACCGGAGUUGGCUUCCUCGCCGGCGCCACCAGCAACACCACCGCCGCCCUCCAGCAACACCAACACCGAUGGGAUUUUUUACAGGUUGGAUGCUCGGGUGGAAGAUGGAUUUUGGUCUUUGGGUUCUGUUGGUGAUUUCUUGGCUGAUGGAAAAUUGAUGAAAGAGUUGGAGAGGAUGAGGGAUGAAUUCCCCUCAAGAGGGAUGGAUGGACGACCUCCUUAUAGAAGGAAGAAAAUAAUUGAAAUCAGAGUAUCGGUAGAGAUGAUUGGAGGAGGCAUCAACAUGAUUUUUUCCUUAUUGGAUUGCUUGGUGAUCAUGGAAAAAUCCAAGAGUUGUUGGAAUUAAAAAAAGAAAUGCAGCUUCAAAUAGGAGAGUGAUGUGCCCACGGGAAGAAAUCAAUGAAACAAAACAAAAUGUGUAUUUUUUUUAUUAAAAGAAAGCAAGUGUGAUGUUCCUGCAAAGCAAAAUGAGAAAGUGCUUGUUCCUUUUUUUUUUUUUAA